Anoplophora glabripennis (Asian longhorned beetle) is the source of this 2506-nucleotide messenger RNA. RefSeq names its product zinc finger protein 90-like. The coding region runs from base 229 to 1917 and encodes 562 amino acids. Gene Ontology annotation, molecular function: zinc ion binding; DNA-binding transcription factor activity, RNA polymerase II-specific; RNA polymerase II transcription regulatory region sequence-specific DNA binding. The transcript has 5 exons. The record is from RefSeq and is a predicted model, not a curated record. NCBI's taxonomy places the organism in Eukaryota, Metazoa, Arthropoda, Insecta, Coleoptera, Cerambycidae. Gene Ontology annotation, cellular component: nucleus. Gene Ontology annotation, biological process: regulation of transcription by RNA polymerase II.
UUUAUGCUGAAUAAAGUGAACAUUAGAUAGAUAGCUUAGCUUAUAAAACCAAGAAAGUGAAUAACUAAAGGCAAUUAAACUGAAAAUGAUUUUUUUGUUCACUGCAGUGAAGUCACAUACGAGACCAGAAUGACAUCAGUUUUGUCUAGUGAGACUUCAUACAAGUUAUAAAUUAUAAUUAUAAAUAUUUAGAUAAAUAGAUAACCGAGAGGAAACAGUGAUAUAAAAAUGGAAAAGUCUAAAAGACUAUUUUGCAGACUUUGCACUAAUACUAAAAGCGAUGGAAAUUUUAGGGCAAUAGACGAAUCUACAAGGGAAAUUUUAAAGACAGUUUCACUGAAUCUAGACUUGGACAACUAUAAACACGUCAUAUGUUCUAUCUGUUCUGUUCAACUGUACUCUGCAUUUGAUUUUAAAUCCACCUGUCUUUAUGUUGAGGACAAGAUUGUUUCUUAUGUUAAUCCCACAAUGUCAUUCGUUGAUUUAAAAGAAGUUUAUGUAAAGGAACAUGAUAACAAACCGUUAAUUAAAAUGGAGGAUGAUCAGAAAAUAUGCCGAUUAUGUUUGCAGCUGGUUAGCGAAGAAUUUGUGCCAUUUUCUGAAGUGGACUUGGAAAUGUUUCAUAGAUACAUUCCAGAAGUGGAUACUGGUGUCUCUGAAGAUCCAAUCAUUUGUAAGCAAUGUUUUGAUUCACUCGGAGUUCAUAAUAUUUUCAUCAAGACCUGUUUAGAUGUUAAAAUGCAAAUUCAUACAAACGAAAUAGGAUCAGAAGAUGAACAGAAAAUGGAAGGGUUAGUUAAAAUUGAAAAAGAGCUAGACACCGAAGAAACAUUGAUCGGAACUGAAGAAGUUCACAUAACAAGUGAAGGACAUGAUUGGGAAAGAUGGAUUCCAACCACCACUCUCUACUACGCCACUGAAAGGGAUCUCACUGCUAAGGAAUUGGAGCAGCCAAGGAUACACCGAAAAGCGAUUAAUACAUAUAUUGGUGACUCCAUUUUGCCCGACUUACAAGACAAAACAGUUAAACAACAGUCAAACAAAAAGAAGUGUGAGACAGAAGAGAUUCAAAGCAAUACCCCAUUGGAUAUACCAUUCUCUAACAGUAAAUGCAAAAACGAGUUUAACAAUGGUCUAAAACAUGAAGCUGUCCCGGAACUAAUACAAUAUAAGAGAAGCAAUACCUGUACUUUUGAAACUAAAUGUAAGAGGGGUCUAAGUGGGCAUUGUUUAAAGCACAAAGGCCUUUCAGAAAUCCAAAUGUACAAAUGUGAUACUUGCACCUAUACAACUAAAUAUAAGCUCGCCCUAACGAGGCACCAAUUACUUCAUAAACAUUCUUCAGAAAAUCAAAUACACAAGUGUGAUACAUGUAGUUACAAAACUAAACGUAAGAGUAAUCUAAAAGUGCAUCAGUUAUCACACAAAGACCCUUCAGAAAUCAAAAUGUACAAAUGUGAUGUUUGUACGUAUGAAACUAAACGUAAAUGUCAUUUGAUCGGGCAUCAAAUGACACACAAAGACCUUUCACAAACUGAAAUGUACAAGUGUGAAUUGUGCACUUAUGAAGCUAAAUAUAAGGUUGGACUAAAGAGGCAUCAGUUAAUACACAAACCUUCUUCAGAAAUUGAAAUAUACAAUUGUGAUGCAUGUACUUAUGAAACUAAACAUAAGAGUGAUCUAAAGGUACAUCUGUUGUUACACAAAGACCCUUCAGAAAUCAGAAUGUACAAAUGUGAUCAAUGUAGUUAUGAAGCUAAACGUGCGAGUUAUUUGAAACUGCACCAAUUAUCACACAAGGAUCCUUCAGAAACCAAAAUGUACAAAUGUGAAUUGUGUUCUUAUGAAUCAAAGUAUAAAACUAGUUUCAAGAGGCAUCGGCUGACACGCAAACAUUCCUCAAAAAUCCAAAAGUGAUAUUUGUACUUACGAAAUUUAAGUAUAAGAGGGGUAUAAAAGUGCAUCAGUUGUUGCACAAAGACCCUUCGGAAAUCGAAAUGUACAAAUGUGGUACUUGCACUUAUGAGACUAAAUAUAGGGGUUAUCUGAAAGCGCAUCAGCUAUCACACAAAGGCCCUUCAAAAGCCAAAAUGUACUAAUAUGAAUCAUGUACUUAUGAAACCAAGUAUAAGAGUAAUGAAUAAGGUUUUUCAGACUACAUAAAAACAAUAAAUAGCAUUCAUAUUCUGGUUUGGAGAAGUUGUUAUCAAAUAGUUGCACAAAUUUUUAGGAAAUAAUAACAUGAUUGUAAUAUACAGUGAUCUAUUUUGAAAAAUUUAAUGCUUUGGCAACAAAUGUCAUCUAACAACCGGCAUUGAUUUAAAAUCCAAUUUAGGAGCGUUUUUCAUCAGCUGAUCAACUUCUGGACAAAUUUCCUCAUCCCUUACGUCUCCGCUGGGGAUUACCCCUUAGCCUCAUCGUCGACAGUCAAAAAUGCAGACUAGAAUAUAUCUGGUAACCCACAUUUUUACAUUAUAAUAUAAAUAUUUGUAGUUAAUUUCAACUU